This is a messenger RNA of Cyclopterus lumpus (lumpfish), 1793 nucleotides long. It is a transcript of the gene wnt6b, whose product is annotated as wingless-type MMTV integration site family, member 6b. Gene Ontology annotation, biological process: neuron differentiation; cell fate commitment; canonical Wnt signaling pathway. Bases 1 to 1068 code for a protein of 355 amino acids. The transcript has 4 exons. Lineage: Eukaryota; Metazoa; Chordata; Actinopteri; Perciformes; Cyclopteridae. Gene Ontology annotation, molecular function: cytokine activity; frizzled binding. Gene Ontology annotation, cellular component: extracellular region. The record is from RefSeq and is a predicted model, not a curated record.
AUGACGGUUCGUCUAUCACGGAUCCAGCUGGCCCUGUUCUUUAUCUUGCUCUGUCCGGUCAAUAUCAUCGGACUCUGGUGGGCGGUGGGCAGUCCGCUGGUAAUGGACCCCAACAGCAUUUGCAGGAAGGCGAAGCGUCUGGCGGGGAAGCAGGCCGAGCUGUGCCAGACUCAGCCAGAGAUCGUCAGUGAGGUGGCCAAAGGAGCCAGGCUGGGUGUCAGGGAGUGCCAGUUCCAGUUCAGGUAUCGCCGGUGGAACUGCACUAGCCACAACAAGUAUUUUGGCAAAAUACUGCAGCAAGACAUCAGGGAGACGGCGUUUGUUUAUGCCAUCACGGCGGCCGGUGUGACCCAUGCCGUGACCCAGGCCUGCAGCAUGGGAGACCUCUUGCUGUGUGGCUGUGAGGCGACCAGGAACAGAGCACCUCCGAGGCCCUCCUCAUCCUCCCCCGCCGGAGACGAAGUCAAGUGGGAGUGGGGCGGCUGCGGAGAUGAUGUAGAGUUUGGUUAUGAAAAGUCGAAGCAGUUUAUGGAUGCCAAGAGAAGAAGAGGCAAGAGUGACAUCAGGACGCUCAUUGACCUGCACAACAACGAGGCUGGGCGGCUGGCGGUGAAGCUCUACAUGCGGACAGAGUGCAAGUGCCACGGUCUGUCGGGGUCGUGCACCUUGCGCACGUGCUGGAAAAAGAUGCCUCAUUUCCGCGAGGUGGGUGACCGCCUGCUGGAGCGCUUCAAUGGCGCUUCCAAGGUGAUGGGCGGCAAUGACGGCAAGACCCUGAUCCCUGUCGGCCAGAACAUUAAGCCGCCAGACAAGCAGGAUCUGAUCUACUCUGACGAGUCGCCCGAUUUCUGCCUUGCAAAUCGGAAAACUGGCUCACUUGGGACACGGGGGCGCAUGUGCAACAGCACAGCCAUGGACAUCAGCGGCUGCGACCUGCUGUGCUGCGAACGCGGCUACCGGGAGGAAACAGUGGUGCUGGAGGAGAACUGCCUGUGUCGUUUCCACUGGUGUUGUGUGGUCCAGUGCAAGAAGUGCUUGGUCCGAAAAGAGCUUAGUCUCUGUCACUGAGGAAUUGAGGUUGAGCUUGCUUACUUCUGUUACAUUUGGAGGUGUGUUGCUUUAGUUUGGCUGGUGCGAAACAAGGAAAGGAUUUGAAUUUUCAUCGUGAUCCUUUUGUUUCUGUUUUUGCACCAGUCACAUUCAGAUAGUGCCCCGAACAUGUUUUUAUAGUAUUUGAUCAUAGUUCUGACUUUUUGACUGAGAUAAGAGGUUCUGACAAAGGGUGCGUUAACAUGGAAACAAAGGCAGGGGGACUAAAGGAAGUCAAAUAGAGAAUAUAUUUGUGUUUGAGCUACCUAUUUUUCUUUUUCUUGUUUAUGAAAAAGGACCAAAGAAUGUCAAAAUAUGUAUUUUUUAUCAAAUGAAAGAGGAGGCUCCUUGGUGUCAAUUCCACCACCACACAGCUUGAUGUUAGCUGCCAGUAAAAACCAAAGAGUUUCAAACUUCACCUUGUGCACCUGAUUUGAUUAUGGAAUUUCCAUAACUGUCCUCCUAGAUUAAUUCCUGUAGCUACACCUGUCCAACUUCCCAUUCUCACAUUGUACAUAUGCAGUUUGAAAUAACAGCCGAAGAUUUAGCCCUUAUUUUUGCAACAAUGGGUCCUUGAUUUCAGACAGAAGAAGACAAAGUCAGGCUUCAGUUUUGUUGGGUAAAGUUGCAAUUGUCACUGGCAGCUUUUAUCAGGUGGAGCUGAUGAGCAAGUUGAAAGUGCAGCCUCCGAAUGACUAGUUUAA